This is a messenger RNA of Papilio xuthus (Asian swallowtail), 3098 nucleotides long. RefSeq names its product esterase B1-like. The record is from RefSeq and is a predicted model, not a curated record. The coding region runs from base 408 to 3005 and encodes 865 amino acids. NCBI's taxonomy places the organism in Eukaryota, Metazoa, Arthropoda, Insecta, Lepidoptera, Papilionidae. The transcript is spliced from 3 exons.
UGAGCUUACAGCCACUAUACACUGAAACGAGAAAUAUUGUUCGCAAUCGCCUUGUGAGACUUGUGAGACUGUGUGAUCGCUUUAACGGAAGGAAAUAAACUAGCGCGGGUUACAACUGCAGUGACAUUUGUAUUAGUUUAAUAUUAUGUAACCGACAAUGAUUAGAAUGACUGUAUGCUUUAAUACAAACCUCGUGCUCCUGAUUAUGAAUAAAGGAAACUUAGUAAACUUGAUCAGAUUACGUUCUUAAGUUAGUUCUUUUGCAAAUAAAUUAAGAAUCCUUUCUUCUCAAAACAGAUUAAUACAUUACAGAUUAAGUUCAAUUAGGUAUUUGUUAAUUUAAGUAAUUUGUAUAAAUAAGUUGUCAUCUUAUCUGGAGUGAAGGAGUCGCCUAGGUUCGUACAAUAAUGGUGGCCGCGCAAUGGACUGCUAUCUUAGUGUUUCAACUACUCGUCCACAACGCCAGCUGCGGCCAUGAUGCACUUGCUGCACACGCCGACCAGCCUGAAUACAGCGACCACAAUGAUCAUAACGACCAUAGCGACCACGGCGACGACAGUGCUUACGGAGACCACGGUGAGCAAAGUGACCACAGUGCCCACGCCGGCCAAAGGGAAGGCACUGUCCAUGGCGACCACGGAGACCACAGUGCCCACGCCGGCCAAAGGGAAGGCACUGUCCAUGGCGACCACGGAGACCACAGUGCCCACGCCGGCCAAAGGGAAGGCACUGUCCAUGGCGACCACGGAGACCACAGUACCCAUGCCAACCAAAGGGAUCGCAUUGUCCAUGGCGACCACGGAGACCACAGUACCCACGCCGACCAAAGUGAAGGCACUGUCCAUGGCAACCACGGAGAUCACAGUGCCCAUGCCAACCAAAGUAAAGGCACUGACCAUGGCGACCACGGAGACCAUAGUGCCUAUACCGACCAAAGGGAACGCAUUGUCCAUGGCGACCACGCAGACCACAGUGCCCACGCCGAUCAAAGUGAAGGCACUGUCCAUGGCGACUACGGAGACCACAGUGCCCAUGCCAUCCAAAGUGAACACAAUGUACACCGCGACCACGGAGACCACGUCGCCCAUGCCAAACAAAAUAAACACAGUGCCCACAGUGACCACGAAGACCCCAGCGAUCACGGCGACCAUAAUGGUGACCACAGCACCAACACACCACAGCACAUACACAGCACCCUUGGCGACCAUGAGGUCCUCAGUGAACACAGCGUCCAAGGUAACCACAGCGACUACGGCGAACACAGCGUCCACGACGCACACAGUGACCAUGGCGACCACAGCAACAAAGGUGAUCACGGCAAUCACGAUGCCCAUGGUGAGCGCAGCGUCUCCAUUGGUCAUAAAGACCACAACGUUCAAAGUGGGCCCAGCGCGAACUUCGGUGGGAGACUUUUGGAGCGGUCAGAGCAUAUCCAUGCGACGACUACGAGCGGGGGCGUCCGGGGCCGGCUGGCGUGGGACGGCAAUUACUUCGCCUUUCUCGGCAUACCCUACGCCGCAGCGCCCACGGGAUUGUUGCGUUUGAAGGCACCGCGACCCCCACCCGCAUGGAACGGCACUAUGGCUGCCGAGCGCACGGUCGUCUGUCCCCAGCAAGGCGUCGGCGAAGAAGACUGCCUCGUGCUCAACGUUUUCGUUCCUAAGAUAAAGGCGAAGCGUGCGCUUCCCGUGCUGGUGUACAUCCACGGGGGCUCUUUUCGUUACGGCGCCGGACCCACCCGAGGCGCUGCGCCGAUCGUCGAACAAGGCGUUAUCUUAGUGACCAUGAACUAUCGCCUCGGCCCGCUGGGCUUCCUUUGCCUCGGUAUCGACGAGGCUCCGGGCAACGCGGGCUUACAGGAUCAGUUAGCGGCCUUGAGAUGGGUAAAGACAAACAUAAAAAAUUUUGGUGGCGACCCAAAUCGUGUAACCAUAUAUGGGACAGAUUCCGGAGCUGCGUGCGUCGAACUUCUAGUCCUUUCUAAGGCGAGCACUGAUUUAUUUGCGAGAGCCGUCAUCGAGUCCGGCUCCGGCAGUGCGACGUGGGCGAUCGAUGAUCGUCCGCUGUGUACCGCCAAAAACUUUGCGAAAGCAUUUUCCGUAUCCGAGUUGGAGCAUCCGCAUAAGUUAUUGGAACUGUACCAAGAGGUUCCGGCGAGCUUGUUAACCAGAGUCAACGAGAAAUUCGCAAACACCUUUACCGACGGCAGGUACGGCUUUGCGCCGUGCGUCGAGAGACCCUUCGAAGCUGUGCAAUCUGUUAUAACCAGUCCUCCGUCCGAAAUUAUGAGAAAAGAACCACCCAGUGGAGUACCUUUAAUGUUUAUAUUUGCGUCUUUGGAAGGUUUGUUUCUCAAAAGCCGAGAAUAUUACACGCUGAAUUACAUGAACAGAAUGGAAGCGAAUUUUGCAGAAUUUUUGCCUUCCGGCCUCAACUUCGACAACGAAAUUAAAAGAAACGAGAAAGCUGCGGAAGUGCGACGUUUCUACUUUGCCAAGGAAACCAUAGAGAACAAUAAGUUAGGAUAUUUGUGGUAUUUCGGAGACAGCCAGAUACUGCGUGCGGUGGUCGGCGCGGCGGAAGCGCACGCACGGCGCGGCCGCCUCGUCUACCUUAUGGAGUUCGCAUACGGCGGGGGGAUGCGCGCGCGUGACCCACUGUACGCGAGCGUGGCGCAGAGCGCGCCGGCGCCUGCAGGUCACGCCCACUUCAAUGCUCACGUUAUAUUGAACAAUACUGUUCAAUCGGACAGCGAUCAAUUGGCAAGCGACAGGGCGGCCACACUCUUGUGUAAUUUCGUUAAAUAUGGAGAGCCCACACCAAACGUGACGGAAGCGCUGCCGGUGCGCUGGCCGCGACUGCGCCCGCCCCUCGUGCCCUACCUGCGCCUCGGCGACGACCUCCAGCUCCUUGAAGCGCCCUACAGCGAGAGGAUACAGUUUUGGAAGCAUUUAUUUUACGAUUUCGGAAAACGACUAUCGGAUUAUGAACCAUAUUUUUGCUAAAAAAAUGAAGGAAACUUUUUUAUUUUAUACUUGAUAAUAAAGUGAAAUUAUUUGAUGAAUAUUUAUUAUUAGAAACUUGUACUUUCUCGAACA